AUGAAUCGAGACCGGUCCCGCAAGAGCCGUCGUCCACCAAAAGCUCGACCUCUUACCCCAGCGAAAACUCCAACAUCUGAUGCAUAUGAAUUCGCCAGCCCUAGCUCCCUUACUUUCGAAUCCAGUUUUCACGAUCCUCGGGUGACUUGGGAUACGGCAAAUCCUUGUUCCUCAAGCCCGCAAGCCUUUACUACACCCAAGUCUGAAGUCGAUGGCGAUACGACAGACCACAAGAGCGACUUGACAGCCAAUAUCGAUGCUGAGCUUGCCUCUCAUAUCCACCAUCUCUCACCGACCCCCUACCUCACUUUGCCUCCUGUCGAGCCGUCAAGACAGCUUUCCUCUUCUCCUGGCCCGGGCUCUUCGAAACGUACAUGUCUGGAGGCCUCCGAAGUAGAAGAAACACCAGAGACGUUACAGACCAUAACUAAGCAUCCUGUUUCUUCGAGAAGUACAUCGGAUACAGAGAGGGUUGAGAGGAAUACUAAACACGGGUCUACAAGGCCAAUGGCGGAUCCGAGGAAUAGGAGACUGUCGGCAGCCAAUGUCUCUCGAAUGGGACCUCCCGAAACCCCUGGUCGACGUGUGGCGGCCUCACCUCAACUGUUUCCUAGCCUACAAUUUUCACCAGACCUCUUCCAGGCACCAAUGUCAGGACCAGCUCCUGCUCCUUCCCUCCCACAGAACCGAUUGUUCUGGGACCCAAGUUCCCAUCCAGAAGACCUGUCGUAUCAGGACCCUUUUGUACCACCCCAUUCGGAUCUCGUCGGCCCCUUUACUCCCUCCCCUGCCACCAGUCAUGGAUUUCAGACCACAAAUUCUGUUUCCAGUGCUCACCAAUACGAUCUGCCCAGUAGUUCGCAGAAUACGCAGAUCCUGGCCGCAUCAUUGUCCCCAAGCAUUGAUGAUUCUGGAUACCCUGCACCCUUCACAGCUUCACCUCGGGUGCCAGCUCCAGCCCCAGACGAUCCUAGUAUGUUCUUGAGCUCGCCAGCACGCCGAUUUGGACCAACUGCUCAACCAUCGGGUACCUACAGCUCAGGUAAUCGCCCUGAGCUACAAGCGUACCAUCACCAAGUUCAGGAGUCCAGGCGGGAAGAAGAGCUCCGACGGACGAAGAAGACGAUGACCAAAAAGCCAACGGUGACAAGAGGCUCCAAGAAUGUGCCCAACCGACCAACCUCACCUCCUUCCAGUAGCCGCCUUGGGAUGAAACGAAGUUCGACGCAUUCCGGCGUUGGAGAUAAUUAUCCCCGUCACCGCCACCAAAGUCAGGUAUCGUUUGCCGAUUCCUUCUCUGUUGUGGACGAUAACAACAGACACCCUCGUGGUGGAAGAUCUUCCCCGCUCAAGCAGAGCUCGAUGAAUGCUUACGAGAAGCUCGAUCGACCACAGUCAAGAAGCCGGACAUCUCUUUCUUUUACUAUCGACAAGGAUGGCAGGGCCAAGACAGUGGUUACACGAGUAUCCGACCAACCACAAUGUCGAAUGGACAUGGACGAAGAGCCAUCCGGCAGCGACACCGAUUCUGUUGAUGCUGCAGACUUCGACAUAGCAAGAAGCCAAAAUAACUCUUUUGCCUUCUAUGAACAAGAAGAACAACAUCGGCCUGUUGAUCGGCUCAGACGCGAACCAAAUUCUCACUCGAAAUCAAGUUCCUACUCCUCAACGAUAGGAUCUUCAGCAUCCGCACCACUUUCAUCGAGGACCAGCUCAACUUUUGGAGGAGCUCGCUCUCAUUCCAAAAUGCCAGGAGAUCCUUAUAGCACAGGCGUCUUGAAUGCCCAAGCUCGGCGCAGCUUCACCUCAGUCCACGCUCGGGCCCACAAUGACAUUAACACGAUCCCUGACGAAGAAGUAGAAGAACGCUUUGACGCACAGCACGCCUUACGAGCAAUGUUAAAUGAUCGCACUAGAUCGAUCUCCAGCCACAUCGCUCAACUUCCCCCUCCUCCGCUUAAUACUUUCCAAGGUUUCCACUCAUCACCGCCAGUACCUAACAACAACUACGGCAUCUACAAUGCCUCGCCAACUACAAUCACCGAUCCUGAUCUUGCCACACCCAGCACGGACCGUGGCAGCCACGCCAGUAGCGGAAGUACAAGAUGUAUUUGCAAUUCCUCUUCUCCUGACUGUCAUCUAAUGAUCCAAUGCGAAUCUUGCUCCAAAUGGCUCCACGCAACCUGUGUCGGCAUCGAAUCGCAGCAGCAAGUCCCUCUGGUCUAUGUUUGUGACUAUUGCCGCCAGACGCCCAUGCGUGGGGGACGGAUCCGUGAACCCUCGAGGGCAGCGGCUAUGGCGCCCGCGAGUCCGUUGGCGGGUAAGAAAGGAAAGUUUGGACGAUGA
Molecule: messenger RNA, 2346 nt
Organism: Endocarpon pusillum Z07020
Lineage: Eukaryota; Fungi; Ascomycota; Eurotiomycetes; Verrucariales; Verrucariaceae
Exons: 3
Coding region: 1-2346 (781 amino acids)
Source: RefSeq, a predicted model, not a curated record